CUUCAUCCUCUCACUCACACAUACAACAUCUCGCGGCUCUCUUCUCUUCUCUCAUUCCCCAAACCUAUUCUUUGGGAUCUCAGGACGCGCCAUAUAAUCCUAGCAAUCCUCGAGUCCCACCAACACACCUCCCUUUGGACCUCCCUGUCCAUCUCCCACACAUCACAGUAUGGAUCACACACGAGACCCGUGCCCCUGGGUGGCAUUGAAUGACUUUGGCGGUGCUUUCUGUAUGGGUGCGAUAGGCGGCGCAGUAUGGCACGGUGUAAAAGGAUUCAGAAACAGUCCUCUCGGCGAGCGACGAAUAGGCGCCCUCACAGCAAUAAAGGCCCGCUCACCCGUCCUCGGUGGCAACUUCGGCGUCUGGGGCGGUCUCUUCAGCACAUUUGAUUGCGCCGUCAAAGGCUACCGCAAAAAGGAAGAUCCGUGGAACGCCAUCAUCGCCGGUGGCUUCACAGGCGGCGCACUCGCUGUGCGUGGCGGUCUCAAAGCAGUACGCAACGGUGCGAUCGGUUGCGCGAUUCUGCUCGCUGUGAUUGAGGGUGUGGGCAUCGGGUUUCAGCGCAUGAUGGCCGAGGGCACGAAACUGGAGGCCCCGCCACCACCGCCAGAGAGUGCGCGGGCGAUCGCGUGAAUCGAAGAUGGAAUCAGGAGGAGGAUGGGCGCGGUGAGGCUGGAGGAGAUGUUUGGGGGGCUGUGAAUGAGGGAUGAGAUGGAGCAGCCUGCCAAGUCCAUGGCAUAAUAGACGGCACAGGACAAGCAGUAUGAGGAAGAGGGCAUUUACAAAGGCGUUUGGUGUAGGAUGCUGCGUGAGCAAUUUCGAGCAAUUGCAGACAGCUAUGCUGCUCGGUUCUGCGCCCUAAGGACGACAGCCGUUCGCGAACAGGGCCUGGCAUACUCUACUCUCUCCACUGAACCUGUACAAUUUUGCGCAUAUCAGGGCUCCCAUGCGACGAUAGAUACUCUAACGUGGACCUUCUGUACAAUAUACCUUUACGGAUCAUGUUCUGAGCUUACUGGAUAAAAUGGUCAUAAUGCAUCA
Pseudovirgaria hyperparasitica is the source of this 1042-nucleotide messenger RNA. Its product is annotated as putative mitochondrial inner membrane translocase subunit. Gene Ontology annotation, molecular function: transmembrane protein transporter activity. Lineage: Eukaryota; Fungi; Ascomycota; Dothideomycetes; Acrospermales; Acrospermaceae. The transcript has 4 exons. Bases 170 to 634 code for a protein of 154 amino acids. Gene Ontology annotation, biological process: protein import into mitochondrial matrix. Gene Ontology annotation, cellular component: mitochondrial inner membrane; TIM23 mitochondrial import inner membrane translocase complex. The record is from RefSeq and is a predicted model, not a curated record.